This is a messenger RNA of Plutella xylostella (diamondback moth), 1435 nucleotides long. Its product is annotated as sister chromatid cohesion protein DCC1. Gene Ontology annotation, cellular component: Ctf18 RFC-like complex; chromatin; chromosome, centromeric region. NCBI's taxonomy places the organism in Eukaryota, Metazoa, Arthropoda, Insecta, Lepidoptera, Plutellidae. Gene Ontology annotation, biological process: maintenance of mitotic sister chromatid cohesion; mitotic sister chromatid cohesion. The record is from RefSeq and is a predicted model, not a curated record.
CGGAACGCAAUCCCGUAAAUGUUUUUUUUUAAGUUUACGAAUGUCUUUUUCGCUUUGUUUUUAAGUUUAAUUCUUAUUCAUUGUUAACUGAACACGUUAUUUUCUAUUAAACUCGACAAAAUGGAUUGCGGGGAGCUAAGAACAUCAGAGGAAGUUAGAAAAAUAAUAAAAACAGCAAAAUUGCAUGAAUCAGAACUUACUGAUAUUACCCAAGUUUUAAGAUUCCCAGAUGCGAGCCUUCAUAAUGACAAUUUGAGGCUAAUGCAACUUGAUGAUUAUUUACUGAAAGAAAUAGAAGCCGGCAAAGAACUUGUUUUUAAAGGCGAGCGGGAAGAAAAUGUAGUUUUAUGUACAGAAACUAAAACAUACGAUGUUAAGGAGGCAGAAACGUCGAAUAGCCUUUUACUAGUACCGGAACUAAUGUUUGCUACGGAUACAGGUCACGACGAAACUAUGAAAAACAAUUCUAUGGAUGGUGAUUCCGAUACUUCCUUCGACAAAUCAAACACCAGCCUCAACAAAUCGACUGAUUCAGAUGACGGCAAACCUCCGAGGAAUAUUCAACAUAAAGACAUUGUUAAUACAUUUUUCACAUACUAUGAACUAAAGCAAUGUAAGCCUCGGCUUAAUAAAUUAAGGAAGAUUUUAGAAGCCACUAGAUACCGUGGACCUGAGUUGGAGUACGCGGUUGAUAAAAGCAAACUAUUGGAUUACAACAAGCUAUUUCAUCAAAUACAAGCUUCACGGGCUGAGUUAACCCAGGAACUCGAAAAAAUACAAGCUAUAGAAAUUGAUGGGUACUAUAGGUUGCUAGAGUUUGAUUACGAAUUUCGUGUCUUGUCUUACAUGUUGGACCUCAUUGAAGAAAACUCAUGGCCAUUAGAUCGCAUUUCUAAAGAAAUAACAAUUGACAGUUUAAAAGAAUUAGUGCCUUCUUCAAUAUUAGAGGCAAUGUUUAGACACUAUACAGAUCCAACUGUAGAAGAAGGUGGCGAUCUGUAUUUUCAGUAUAAGCAAGAUAAAGUUUGCCGAUUUUUAGCAGGAGUUUUGUUGAAAAGUGCUGGUAAAUUCAAUUUAGCUGAGUUUCUGCAAGCUUGGAAAGAUUCAGUGCCGGAAGGGAUGGUAGCAGAUGAGUCUCUACUUUUGGGUAUUGCACUUAUCGAUAAGUCUACGACGCCUCAAGUAAUAUGGGGAUUUGCUGAGAGUGAGUUACCAGAAGACAUCAAUGAAAGAUUCAAGAUACUAUUUCAAACUAAGCCAAAGUGGACUGUGGCUGAUAUAUCACCAUACAUUGAGUGUUAUGCAACAGAAAAGAUAAAUGUCAAUGCAUUAUUAACCAAAUACGCGCGAGCGUCAACACAGGAUGGGGUUAGAGUCUUCUCAGCGAAACAUAUGAAAUGAUCAAGUGAUCUAACGAUGUAAGGUAAUCUAACGC